Tuber aestivum (summer truffle) is the source of this 1200-nucleotide messenger RNA. The record is from the annotation of a GenBank genome assembly. NCBI's taxonomy places the organism in Eukaryota, Fungi, Ascomycota, Pezizomycetes, Pezizales, Tuberaceae.
ACCAUCAAUCCUCCUCUCAGCCCCUUGCUUACCAACCCCUCCUUCAUUUCAGUUCCACGUCUCUUUCGCGCCGAAUACAGCCACCAAAGAUCCUAGGCAGACCCGCCCCCAUUCUGCGAUCCGUACGAUUACCAACACGCACCACCCGGUCUACCAGUAUGUCAGGUUCAGUUGACACUCGUUUUUCCGCUAUCGCCGAACAUUUCAAGGCUACCCAUGAGGAUUACCGGGAUCUCAGCGGCCGCCUCAUUGCCCUGGGUACGAUGGUCACCGGGUUGAGUGACAGAGUCAUGGCGCAUGCCGAAGGACAGAGCAAGUACAAUAUAGCACUAGAAGGCAGUGUCAUUGACCUCACCACAAAGGUCAUUGGCCUGGUUACAGAUGUCAGCACAUUGAACGCCGCGACCGCUACAAUCGCAGCUAAACAGGAUAAUUUGGAAGCGAAACAGGGUAAUUUGGAAGCCAUGGUCGCCACAAUCGCGGGAAGGCAGGAGGAACAAGGCAGAAUGUUACAGGAGCUUACCCUGAAUAUCCGCGCUCUCGUUGGCAGCCAUGAUGGUGCUUCUGUAAGCCCCCUACGCUCCCUGACCCUGUGGGACACUGCUAACCGUUGGAUAGCGGGGGGGCGCACCUGUGUAGAGACAAUGAUGUCUCGAUUGCUUUAGUUUUAUUUAAUCAUAACGUUCGUUUUGUUGCCUAUCCGCCAUACAGAUACAGACUAGUCUUGUAGGCCGCAUACUACCUCUAGUAUUUAGUUUUGUUUUACAUUCCGUUUUUCUAUCACUACUCUUCUCCUCACCACUCGUUCUAUCGUUAGGGCCCCCUCAUAUCUCCUAUUCACACGCUUCCGAACUCAUUCAUACAUUCCCUUGCCUCAUUUCCUUCCGAGCCUUCUUCCCCCGAUACCACCACAGCUUCUUUUUCGCGAUGGCAGCUGACCAAUAUGCUCCACUGUCUCGGCGUCAAUGGGGUUCUGGUUACUGCAUGUUGCCUAAGGGGGAUAGACUCCGAAACGAUUUCCCUUUCAUGGUGACCAUGAGGGUAGGGGGGGGGGGGGGUGGCAGGACGCGUAAGGCGAGAGGGAUCAGGAAUUGGGAUGCUGGUUAUCCACCUAGUAUAUAGGGCUGUGAGGGAGGUUAGGAAACAACAUGGCAUUGGGGCGGGUACCUUAGUUAAAUAAAAUCAGAUCUUUGUCUCUAG